Molecule: messenger RNA, 2927 nt
Organism: Corythoichthys intestinalis (scribbled pipefish)
Lineage: Eukaryota; Metazoa; Chordata; Actinopteri; Syngnathiformes; Syngnathidae
Gene: cep55l
Product: centrosomal protein 55 like
Exons: 11
Coding region: 115-1575 (486 amino acids)
Biological process (GO): establishment of protein localization; mitotic cytokinesis; regulation of phosphatidylinositol 3-kinase/protein kinase B signal transduction
Cellular component (GO): midbody
Source: RefSeq, a predicted model, not a curated record
CGGAUUUGACGUCACGGCGCUCCAGUUCAAAUUUGAGGAAGCACAAUUCGUUUGUCAGCAAGGACGCCGACGGAUUAUUUUUACAACAAAUCUACGCUUAUUCCGUGACUCAGCAUGACAUCCAAAGGGGCGAAAGACAGCCUGGCCGCCAAACUGGGCUUCAAAUCAGGUGGCUCUUCCUCCAAAGCCGAAGCAGAAAUGGAACGAGUUAGGAAGGAGAACGCUCAUCUGAAGAAGAAGAUUGACGAGUUGGCCAAACGACACAUCAGGCCGCCCGACUCGGAGAAAAGCAAGCUGCUGGAAAGGAUUGUUUCGCUGGAGACUCUUCGCGAGAGGAACAAUCAACAGUUGCUGCUCAAGGAGCAAGAGUUGGAAACUGUCCGACGACAGCUGACGGCUAAAGGAGGAGAGGUGGUGGCGGCAUUGCAGUCCCAGCUGGACGAGCGACGCAAGGACGCCGAGCAAAGAGACCAACACUUUCAGAACCUUUCGCAGGAGACUGAGAACCUGAAAAACAAGCUAGCCACAGUAUCAGCCCGCUGCCAAUCUCUGGAGUCGCAAGCGACAAACGGACAGGCCUCCUCUACGGAAUUGGCCUUGGUACAGGACCAACUCCGAGAUGCUUUGGAGAAGAAUCAGCAGUGGCUGGUGUACGACCAGCAGCGAGAGGCCUACGUGCAGUCGGUUCUGGCCCGCACGCACGAGCUGGAGCAACAGCUGAGCCGGGCCAAGCAGCAGGACUCCGCCUCUACCACCGUCGACACGGCACAAGAGGCCAUUUCCAACUCCUCGGAGAGAGAUGAACUCGCCAAAGUUCGGGAAGAACUCCUUGCGGCGAAGGAACAGAGCGCGGAGAGUCAAACCGAGCUGCGACGUCAGACGGAGCUGGCGGUACGGCUGCGUGAGGAAACAGCGGCGCUGAGGCGGCGCUUCGACGACAAGUGCGACGAGCUGUCGUCUCUUCAGAGGAGGUUCAAGGAGAGCGCCAAAGAGCUGGAACAGGCCAAGGCGCAGUUGCAGACGGAGCGGCUCAGCAGCAGAAAUGUCGUUUCGGAGGAGAGGCAAGCGUCAUCUGAGCGAGUUGAUAGAUUGAGAGCUGAAUUGGAAAGCGGCGAUCUCAGGCUGGAAGAGGAGAGGAAGAGAUCCGCAGAACUUCUACUCCAAGUCAACCUGCUGCAGAAGUCUCUCCUCAGCCAAAAUGACGAGCAGAGGAGGGUCGCGGCGCUGGAGCAACAGAUUCAGCUCUCAGUCAAAGAUUUUGAGAACGAGAAGAAGGACCGUCAAAUCAUCCAGCAUCAGCUUCACAAAGUCCUCAAGGAGCUCCGUAAGGCUCGCGAUCAGAUUGCCAAAUUGGAGUCAAACAAGCAGCUUGGCAGUCGUUACUCAGAACCCAACUCCUACGCCAAACUGGACGUAGAACGCUUGACUCUGGAUGACCCAUGCUCGCCCACGUCGCCCCCCAGGGCGGUCGGCCUUCUGGAUGAGAGCUUCCUUGAGUGUCCCCGCUGCCAGGCUAACUACCCCACUAGCCGCCACCGGGAGCUGCUAGCCCACAUCGACUUCUGCUUGGCCUGAAGCGUCACUGUAAUCAUGCUUUAUUUCAAUUCUUGACUGUUUUUCAUACAGGCCAAGAUACGAACUUUUGCUUUGUCAUAUUUAUUCUUUUGGUUGGUUUUCCAGUGAGCAAAGUAUUAUUUUUUACGUUAAUUCCGCCUAAAUUAAGUGUGUAUUUCUAUCGUGAGAAUUUACUAUGCUAGAUAAUAUAAGACUAAUCAUGUCCAAAUAUUCUUAUUUCAGCAAAAGAGUUUUCAUUCUUCUUCCUUAGCCAAAUUGACAGUCUGUGUAGUUCCACUGUCACAUCUAGUGGUUGACAGUGGUAGUACACUCUCAAUUUAUUGGCUGCCAAUGACGGUGAUUAUUUUAUCUGGAUAAUUCAUUUUAUUAGACACUUAAACAUUUUUUAAAGUAUUUAAUCAGUGAAAAAUGGCUUGGAUGUCAAUUUCUGUCACUGGCAGCCAGUGAGUUAAUAAAGGGCAAAAUAUAUAAACAAAACGAGUGAUGGAAUUGGGAUUAAUGUGGAUUUAUACUUUGCUCUUUUUCAAAUUUAAGGGAUCAUGUUUGUGAUUUUGUGUAUCAGGGAUAAAACUUGAGGUAUUAAUUGAUCAUGUUUAUUAUUUCUCGGCACUCCAGCUGUUUUCUGUCAGCGCGUGUGACUCUUAUAUAUGCAUGUGGGAUGUUAUUUAUUUACUGUGGUGUUUGGAUGUUUCAAUUACUGUAUUUUUGGACUAUAAGUUGCACUUUUUUCAUCGUUUGGCAAGGCCUGCGACUUAUGUUUUUGUUUUUUCUCACUGACAGCUGUGAGUUUGUUGUUUAGGCUGUAGUUAUCCGAAUAACUUUUAAUAUGUUAACAGAUGCCUGCUGUUCUCCAUUUUACUAUCAUUACUUUAUGUUUUUUCUUGGUUUCUCGUAAAAAUAAAUAAAUAAAUAAAUAAAUAAAAAAAACAUCCCAAAAAUGCGACUUACGUAUACUCCAGUGUGACAUGUUUUUUUCUUUUUCAGUGUGCAUUCUUUGGCUGGUGCCACUUGAAAAAUAGUGUGAAAAACAUCGGUAUACUCAAUUUUUUGUGCUGACCUGUUGACUCGGCGCUUUUUAAUUUUGAAUCUUCACAUCACUUUUACUCCCCAAACUUGUCACACCGCCAACUUUGCGAGGCUGCAACAAGAUUGCAUGGAGUUAAUUCCUUGUACUGAACUAUUUAAGAGAGCAGAUUAGUCAUGUCGGUGGAGGGGAAAGGUGUCUUGGCAUGUGACUUUUAAGGUUGUCUUGUUUUUUUUUUUUUUUUUUUUUUUUUUUUUUAAAUUUAUCCCUUUGUAAUCAUGUGCUAUUUUCCCAAACUGUACAAUAAAAGCAAAGUGACUUCACCACG